Trichomycterus rosablanca is the source of this 3546-nucleotide messenger RNA. Its product is annotated as core histone macro-H2A.2. Gene Ontology annotation, biological process: heterochromatin formation; nucleosome assembly. The record is from RefSeq and is a predicted model, not a curated record. The transcript has 11 exons. Gene Ontology annotation, molecular function: protein heterodimerization activity; structural constituent of chromatin; DNA binding. Gene Ontology annotation, cellular component: chromatin; nucleosome. NCBI's taxonomy places the organism in Eukaryota, Metazoa, Chordata, Actinopteri, Siluriformes, Trichomycteridae. The coding region runs from base 232 to 1362 and encodes 376 amino acids.
GCUCAGCAUAAGGGCACAGAACAAGGAUAAGAGCUGGAAUUUUUUUGUGGAAUUGCCAAACGACACAUUUGUUCUGUAUAUGUGGCGUUAAGUAGGAGACAACAGGAAACCGGAGCUCUCAGAGGAAACCCACACAGACAGGACCCAGACCUCCCCACCUGGGAAUCGAACCCAGAACCUUCUUGCUUUAAGGUAAUCCAUUCAGUAACACUGUGAACCAAAGGCAGCAGUAUGUCAGCCAGAGGAGGGAAGAAGAAGAUCACAAAGCUGUCGCGCUCAGCCCGGGCUGGCGUUAUAUUUCCUGUCGGGAGGAUGAUGAGGUACUUGCGUACAGGUACACAUAAGUACCGCAUCGGCAUGGGUGCUCCUGUGUACAUGGCAGCUGUGAUUGAGUACCUGGCAGAUGUUUUAUUGUUUCCUUUUUUAGCUGAAAUUUUGGAGUUGGCUGGUAAUGCAGCAAGAGACAACAAGAAAGGAAGAAUCACACCACGGCACAUCAAGCUAGCAGUGGCCAACGAUGAGGAGCUCAACCAGCUUCUUAGAGGGGUGACCAUAUCAAACGGUGGCGUCCUACCUCGUAUCCACCCUGAGCUGCUCUCCAAGAAGAGAGGAGGGAGAGUGAAAGUGGAUUCACAACUGUCUGUACCAGAAAAGAUGGAGAAAUUAGCCAAGGGUGGCAAGAGAGCCCCCAAAAAGGGCAGAGGAAAACCAGGCCGCAAACCAAGGAAGAGUGCAGAGAAUGAUAAAGAUGGAUUUAACUCAACAAUGGAGGACGGACCAGGAGAAGGAUUCACUGUUCUCUCAGCUAAGAGUUUGUUCCUCGGACAAAAGCUGUCUCUUGCAGAGAGUGACAUCAGCAAAAUAGGAACCAUAAAGGUUGAGGGAAUAAUUAAUCCCACCAAUGCAGAGAUUGAUCUGAAAGAUGCAGUGGGUAAUGCUCUGGAAAAGGCUGGAGGAAAAGAUUUCCUGGAAGCUGUAAAAGAACUGAGGAAAGCACAAGCCCCGUUGGAUGUAUCAUCAGUGGCAGUAAGCCAGGCCAGUGGGAUGGCAGCACGUUUCAUCAUCCACUGCAAUGUUCCUCAGUGGGGCUCUGAAAAAUGUGAGGAUCAGCUGGAAAGGACGGUAAAGAACUGCCUUUCUGCUGCAGAAGAGAAGAAGCUCAAAUCGGUUGCCUUUCCCUCUCUGCCCGCUGGAAGAAACGGAUUUCCAAAGCAAACCGCAGCACAGCUGAUACUGAAGGCCAUUUCAAACCAUUUUGUUUCAGCAACCACUUCCUCGCUGAAGAACAUUUACUUUGUACUGUUUGACAGUGAGAGCAUUGGGAUUUAUUUGCAGGAAAUGGCCAAGAUGGAUGGCAAAUGAUGAUUCAGCAGUCGGUUGAUUUGUUGGUAGGUUGCUUAGCCUGGAUGCUAGUCUGUUUCAUCAGGUGAGUUCUGUGUACGUGAACCCCUCCAGUUAUAUACAGGUGCAUCUAAAAAAUUACAAUAUUGUGGAAAAACUACAUUUUUUUUCAUAAUUCAAAUAGGUAAACUAACACAUUUUAUAUUUAUUGUAGAUCUCAAAUUUCGAAUUUGAGUAAAUUACUAUUCAAGAGUAUAAAUACAGUGUAUCCAGUUCAGAACCCAACAAUCUUUGGGAAGACUGCUUACUUGACAGUUCAUCAGAACCCUCCACAAGUAGGGUAAAUGACAGCAGGUUAUUGCUAAAAAGGCUGUGUGCUGUAUCAAAGCAUAUGAAUUGAAAGUUGAUUGGAGUACAAAAAUGUGGCAGGAAAAGGUGCACAAGCAACAGGGAUGACCGCAUCCUUGAGAGGAUUGUUGAUUCAAGAACUUUAAGAGCCUGGAGUGGACUGAAGCUGGUGUCAGUGCAUUAAGAGCCAUCACGCAACAGAAGUCUCCAGGAAAGGGGGCUACAACUUCCACAUUCUUACUAUUAAGCCACUCCUGAAUCUGAGACAACAUCAGAAUCGUCUUACCUGGGUUAAGAAGAAAUAGAACUGGACUUUUGCUCAGUGGUCCAAAGUCCUUUUUCAGAUUAAGAAUUAAUUACUCAGAAGUAAAUUUAAUAAGUCUGGAGGAAGAGUGGAGAGGCACAGAAUUCAAGGUCAAGGUGUCUGGAAGUCCAGCGUCUACCAGGAGAUUAUAGAGCACUUCAUACUUGUAUAUGCUGACGAGCUUUAUGGAGAUGCCGAUUUUCUUUUCAAGCAGGACUUGUACCUGCACACAGUGCCAAAAUUACUACUAAAUGGUUUGCUGACCAUGAUAUUGCUGUGCUUGAAUGGCCAGCAAACUCUAUGGAGCUGAACACCAUAGAGAAUCUAUGAGAUGUUGACAAGAGGAAGAUGAGAAACACCUGACCCAGCAACACAGAUGAACUGAGGGCCACUAAUCACUAUUACUACAAUUUACUACCUUUUCUGUUUGAUCUUAGGACAUACACCGAUGAUGCAUAACAUUAUGACCGCAACAUUAUGACCACCUUCCUAAUAUUGUGUUGGUCCCCCUUUUGCAGCCCCAUACACACCAAACUGCAAUGUGUAUUCUGACACCUUUCUAUCAGAACCAGCAUUAACUUCUUCAGCAGUUUGAGCUACAGUAGCUCGUCUGUUGGAUCGGACCACACGGGCCAGCCUUCGCUCCCCACAUGCAUCAAUGAGCCUUGGCCGCCCAUGACCCUGUCGCUGGUUUACCACUGUUCCUUCCUUGGACCACUUUUGAUUGAUACUGACCACUGCAGCCCGGGAACACCCCACAAGUUUUGCAGUUUUGGAGACGCUCCGACCCAGUCGUCUAGCCAUCACAAUUUGGCCCUUGUCAAACUCACUCAAAUCCUUGCUUGCCUAUUUGUCCUGCUUCUAACAACAUCAACUUUGAGGAUAAAAUGUUCACUUGCUGCCUAAUAUAUCCCACCCACUAACAGGUGCCGUGAUGAGAUAAUCAGUGUUAUUCACUUCACCUGUCAGUGGUCAUAAUGUUAUGCCUGCUCGGUGUAUUCUAAUAUUUUGAGAUACUAGAUGUCUUAUUUUCAUAAGCGGUAAGCUAUGCUGAUCAACUUUUAAACAAAAAAAGGCUUGAAAUGUCUAUUACUAUGUGUAAUAAAAAUAAAAUGUAUGACAGUUUUCCUUUUUGAAUUACGUUAUGAACAAAAAUGAACUUUUUCCACUAUACACCUGUAAAGCUGACUGGCAUUAGCAUCCAGGCUAACAGCAGGAUUUCUGUUGGUUUUCCAGAUGAUGUGUUGUGUGAUUAAAGAUGUUGUAGAUAUCUGGGAUUCAGAAGAUACAGAACGUGUAUAAAAAACGGUUUAUGUAUGUGAGUGAAGUGCUGUAUGCAUUUAUGUUACACUGUUAUCUUUAUGGCACCCAUUAAGAAGUUCAUUUGUUUCAUUUGAAUUCUUAGACUGAUCUUGUUUUAACAUUCCAUGUUGUACAAAGUCUUUUGGUCACUGUUUUUCAGCUAGAUUUUCUGUGUAGUUUCUAAUACUGUUAGUUUACUAAAGGCAAAAAAGUGUUUCUCUUUAUGAUUUGAAAUAAAACCAGAUGUUUUA